UCACGCGGUUGGAUAUGGUUAGCAUUUAGCAAGAGAUAAGAAAAUGGCCUCUGUAUCGACUUUAAUGCGCCCCAUGAAGGAAGGAGAUGGACAUUAUAGUUACAACCGUAAUUCCUUGCUUCAGAGAGAAGGUGUGGAGAUUGCCAAAGUUUUAAUCAAAGAUGCGAUCGCUGGGAGACUUGACUUAGAACAAGUCAUUCCUUCUUCUUCUCCUUCCAGAGCUUUCACCAUUGCAGAUUUAGGAUGUUCUUGUGGACCCAAUGCAACCAUUGCAGUUCAGAAUAUCAUAGAAUGUGUAAAACACAAGCACCAAUCUUAUUCCCUUAACCAAGGAUCUCUUGAAUUCCAAGUGUUUUUCAAUGACCUUCCCUCCAAUGACUUCAACACCCUCUUCAAGUCCCUACCUCUUGAUAGCCAGUACUGGGCGAGUGGAGUACCAGGUUCUUUUCUGGGUCGCUUGUUUCCCAAGGCAUCUCUUCACUUUGUCCAUGCGUCCUAUGCACUUCACUUUGUCUCUAUCAUUCCUAAAGAAUUGGUAGAUGAGAACUCUCCAGCAUAUAAUAAAGGAAGGAUAAGUUACAAUAAAUCGCAAAAGGAAGCAGUGGAGGCAUAUUCAGCUCAGUAUAGGAGGGAUAUGGAGGCGUUUUUGAGUUCCAGGGCAGAAGAGCUUGUUGCUGGAGGGCUAAUGGCACUUUUAAUUCCAUGUCUGCCUGAUGGUGUUCCACCUGCAAAGUGUUCCUCUUUUGCAACCAUUGAUCUUCUGGAAGCAAGUCUCUUUGACAUGGCUGAAUUGGGAUUGGUAAGUGAAGCUAAAGUAGAUUCUUUCAACAUGACUAAGUACCAUCCAACUCAAUGGGAACUAGAGGCCUUGGUGAAGGAAAAUGGCUGUUUCAAUAUAGAAAGAAUUGAAGCAAUAGUUCGUCCAGGGGAUGGUCUUGAGAAAAUUUCUGAUAUCAACAUGGUGAUACUGCACUUAAGAGCAAUCUGGGAAGGACUUAUAAAACAGCACUUUGGAGAUGACAUUGUUGAUGAGCUUUUUCACAGAUGGUCCCAGAAAAUUGCAGAGUCGUCUCUCCUCUUGCGUCAGGUGGAAUACAAGCAUGUGACUGAAUUGUUCUUUCUUCUCAAGCGAAAUAUGGCUUGAUUGUAGGAUAAUAUGCAAACAUAAAUAAGAAUAAAGUUUGUUGAUUAAUAAAACUAGAUCUUAAUC
This is a messenger RNA of Rubroshorea leprosula, 1210 nucleotides long. NCBI's taxonomy places the organism in Eukaryota, Viridiplantae, Streptophyta, Magnoliopsida, Malvales, Dipterocarpaceae. The record is from the annotation of a GenBank genome assembly.